CAACACAACACAACACAAUCCUCUCUCUCUCAUAUAAAUACACUUCUUCACUCUAUUCAAUGGUAACUGAAAAUGGACAUUAAACUUCAAAUUUAACUAUAUUUAAUAAACCCAAACAAAAUCCACAACACUCUCUGUCUCCACUAUGACACACUACGUGCCCCCCACGCGCCACCGCGUUGGCGGUGGAGGCCGAGACUCCUACGCGCCGCCACCGCCGCCGGUGCCGCCGUCAAUGAGAGAAGUCUACAACAUUAUCCCUAUCCACGACUUGCUACUCAUGGACCACCCUUCCAUGAGGUACCCCGAGGUACGCGCCGCCGCAGCUGCUCUGAAAUCCACCGGAGGAUUGCCUCUUCAUCCUUACGCGGCUUACGAUCCUAACCACGACCUCAUGGACUGGCUUGGAUUGUUCUUUGGGUUUCAAAAGGACAGCGUUCGGAACCAGAGAGAGCAUCUGGUUCUUCACUUGGCUAACUCUCAAAUGCGGUUGCAACCUCCGCCGGCUGUUCCUGAUCAGCUUGAGCAAUCUGUGUUGAGGAAGUACCGGAAGAAGUUGCUUCAGAAUUAUAGCUCUUGGUGUUCUUAUGUUGGAAGGAAGUCUAACGUUUCGAUCGGUAGUAGAGGUGGAAGUGGAGAUUGUAGUCGUGAGUUGCUUUAUGUGGCUCUUUAUCUUCUUGUUUGGGGUGAAGCUGGGAAUCUGAGGUUUGCUCCUGAAUGUAUUUGUUAUAUUUAUCAUCAUAUGGCUAUGGAGCUUAAUCGUGUUUUGAGUGGUAAACCUGAUCCUAAUACUGGUCAGUUAUUUUUGCCUUCGUUUUCCGGUGAUUGUGCUUUUUUGAAGAGUGUGAUUAUGCCGAUUUAUAAAACUAUUAGUGAUGAGGUUGAGAGUAGUAGAAAUGGUAAAGCUCCUCAUUCUGCUUGGAGAAAUUAUGAUGAUGUGAAUGAGUAUUUUUGGAGUCGGAGGUGUUUUAAUAAGCUUAAAUGGCCUAUUGAUUUGGGGAGUAAUUUCUUCUCGACUACUCCGAAGAGUAGGAGAGUUGGGAAGACUGGGUUUGUUGAGCAAAGAUCGUUUUGGAAUUUGUUUAGGAGUUUUGAUAGGUUGUGGAUUUUGUUGAUUUUGUUUUUUCAAGCUGCUGUGAUUGUUGCUUGGGAUGGUGAGACAUUUCCAUGGCAGGGUUUGGAGAAAAGAGAUGUUCAGGUUGAGCUUCUUACUGUGUUUAUUACUUGGGGUGCUUUGAGGUUACUUCAGUCUGUGCUUGAUGCUGGGACUCAGUACAGUUUGGUUUCGAGGGAGACGAAGUGGCUCGGUUUGAGGAUGGUUUUGAAAAGCUUGGUUGCUUUGGCAUGGACUGUCGUGUUCUCUGUUUUAUAUGCUAGGAUAUGGAGUCAGAAGAAUUCUGAUAGGAGAUGGUCUAAUGGUGCUGAUCAGAGGAUCUUUACUUUUCUUGAAGCUGUUCUUGUUUUUCUUGCUCCUGAGUUGUUAGCAUUGGUUCUUUUCAUUGUUCCUUGGGUUAGGAAUUUUGUGGAAGAGUUGAAUUGGAGAGUUGUUUCUUGGUUGACAUGGUGGUUCUAUACACGAAUUUUCGUCGGUAGGGGAUUGAGAGAAGGGUUAUUUGAUAAUAUCAAGUAUACUGUUUUCUGGGUUUUGGUUUUGGCUUCUAAAUUCUCGUUUAGUUAUUUCUUGCAAAUCAAGCCUCUUAUUUCUCCAACAAAGGCUCUUUUGAAUCUUGAUGGAAAGUACCGUUGGCAUGAAUUUUUCAGUAGCACUAAUGAAAUAGCUGUUGUGUUGUUAUGGCUUCCUGUUAUAUUGAUUUAUAUGAUGGAUUUGCAAAUUUGGUAUGCUAUAUUCUCUUCCAUUUAUGGUGCAGCAAUUGGGUUGUUCUCACAUUUGGGUGAGAUUCGAAAUAUCGGGCAGCUUAGGCUCAGGUUUCAGUUCUUUGCUAGUGCUAUGCAGUUCAAUCUUAUGCCUGAGGAGCAGCUGUUAACUUCUGACAUGUCACUGUUGAAGAAGGCCCGUGAUUCUAUUCAUAGAUUGAAACUGAGAUAUGGACUUGGUCAGGCUUUCAAGAAGAUCGAAUCGAGUCAAGUUGAAACUACCAGGUUUGCUUUGAUUUGGAAUGAGAUUGUUAUAGCUUUCAGGGAAGAAGAUCUCAUCAGUGAUUAUGAACUCGAGCUUUUGGAACUUCCCCCGAAUUGUUGGAACAUUCGGGUUAUUCGGUGGCCUUGUUUUCUUAUUUGUAAUGAAUUGUUGCUUGCGCUUAGUCAGGCGACUGAGCUGGCUGAUGAAACCGACUUGUCUCUUUGGUUGAAGAUAUGCAAGAGUGAGUAUCGUCGGUGUGCUGUGAUUGAAGCCUAUGAUACUGUCAAGCAUUUUUUGUUUGUGAUUGUUAAGUACGGCACAGAAGAGUAUUUGAUUGUUGAAAGGUUUUUCAACGAGAUAGAUAGUUGCAUUCAGAGAGGAAAGUUCACAGUUGAGUACAAGAUGUCUUUGCUUCAAAAAAUUCAUGGCAAGUUGAUUUCGCUUAUCGAGCUGUUGUUGAACCCAAAGAGAGAUAUAGAAAAAGCAGUGAAUUUAUUGCAGGCCUUGUAUGAACUUUCAGUUCGCGAAUUACCAAAGGCGAAGAAAUCCAUGGAGCAGUUAAGGCGAGAAGGAUUGGCGAGUAUCAAUCCAGCUAAUCAGACAGAGUUGUUAUUUGAAAAGGCGGUUGUGUUUCCUCCCGGCGAGGAUGCACUCUUCUAUAGGCAACUCAGGCGCCUGCAUACCAUCUUAACUUCCAGAGAUUACAUACAUAACGUCCCGAAGAACAUUGAGGCUAGAAGGCGCAUUGCUUUUUUCAGCAAUUCUCUAUUUAUGAACAUGCCUCGAGCUCCUAUCGUUGAGAAAAUGAUGGCUUUCAGUGUUUUGACACCUUACUACGAUGAAGAUGUAAUUUUUAAACUAGAUGGGCUUCUGAAAGACAAUGAAGAUGGGAUUUCCACACUGUUUUAUCUGCAGAAGAUUUAUGAAGAUGAGUGGACAAACUUUAUGGAGAGAAUGCGGAGAGAAGGAUUGGAGCACGACGAGCAGAUAUGGGAAGAAAAGGGAAGGGAUCUUCGGCUUUGGGCAUCGUACAGAGGCCAGACCCUAUCUCGAACUGUAAGGGGAAUGAUGUACUACUAUAGAGCCCUUCAAAUGCUUGCUUUUCUUGAUAAUGCGUCUGAGAUGGACAUAAGAGAAGGAUCACAGCAAAUUGCCUCUCACGGCUCAGCGAAAAGAAACCGAGGUUUUGAAGGUAUGCAGCCAGUGAAGCAACCGACGUCGAGGAAUCUUGGCAGAGCAGGUAGCGGUGUUGGUCUUUUGUUUAAAGGACAUGAGUAUGGGUGUGCUCUAAUGAAAUUUACAUAUGUGGUGGCGUGCCAACUGUACGGUCAACAUAAAGCAAAGGGAGACCCCCGUGCGGAGGACAUUCUAUAUUUGAUGAAAAACAAUGAGGCCCUUCGAAUUGCCUAUGUCGAUGAGUUUAACUUUGGUAGAGAAGAUGCUGAGUAUUACUCUGUUCUUGUUAAGUAUGAUCAACAACUGGGAAGAGAGGUGGAGAUUUAUCGAAUCAGGUUGCCCGGUCCAUUGAAGCUCGGUGAAGGAAAACCCGAAAAUCAGAACCACGCCAUCAUUUUCACAAGGGGUGAUGCACUUCAAACCAUUGACAUGAACCAAGAUAAUUAUUUUGAGGAGGCACUCAAGAUGAGGAAUUUGUUAGAGGAGUUUAAGGUCAGUUAUGGUCUUAGGAAGCCAACCAUAUUGGGUGUCCGGGAGAACAUUUUCACAGGUUCUGUGUCGUCACUUGCUUGGUUCAUGUCUGCCCAAGAAACGAGUUUCGUGACUCUGGGUCAGCGUGUUUUGGCAAAUCCUUUAAAGGUGAGAAUGCACUAUGGUCAUCCGGAUGUGUUCGAUAGAUUCUGGUUUUUGCCUCGGGGCGGGAUCAGCAAAGCUUCGAAAGUAAUCAACAUCAGCGAGGAUAUAUUCGCCGGCUUCAAUUGCACCCUUCGGGGUGGGAAUGUGACUCACCACGAGUAUAUUCAGGUGGGAAAAGGGAGAGAUGUUGGACUGAACCAGAUCUCCAUGUUUGAAGCUAAGGUAGCCAGUGGCAAUGGUGAGCAGGUCUUGAGCAGAGAUGUGUAUCGGUUGGGUCACAGAUUGGAUUUCUUUCGAAUGCUAUCAUUUUAUUACAGUACUGUUGGAUACUAUUUUAACACAAUGAUGGUGAUACUUACUGUUUAUACGUUUUUAUGGGGGCGCCUUUAUCUUGCUCUUAGCGGGGUUGAGGAUGAAGCUAAUAAGAACACCAGCAACAAUGAAGCCCUCGGUGCAAUCUUGAAUCAGCAGUUUGUUAUACAACUUGGUAUCUUCACUGCCCUCCCUAUGAUAGUUGAGAACUCUCUUGAGCACGGCUUCCUCCCCGCAAUUUGGGAUUUCUUGACAAUGCAGUUUCAGCUCGCCUCGUUGUUUUACACGUUUUCUAUGGGAACUCGCACCCAUUUCUUUGGCCGAACCAUUCUUCACGGGGGUGCUAAGUACCGAGCAACUGGACGUGGAUUCGUGGUGCAACACAAGAGCUUUGUUGAGAACUAUCGACUCUAUGCUCGAAGCCAUUUUGUCAAGGCAAUCGAACUCGGGGUUAUUUUAACAGUGUAUGCUUCUCACAGUCCCAUGGCUGAUAAUACCUUUGUUUACAUCAUCAUGUCGUUGUCCAGCUGGUUUCUUGUAGUGUCGUGGAUAAUGUCGCCUUUUGUGUUCAACCCUUCGGGUUUCGAUUGGCUGAAAACUGUAGAAGACUUUGAGAUUUUCAUGAAUUGGUUAUGGUUUACUGGUGGGGUGUUUACAACUUCUGAUCAUAGCUGGGAAAGGUGGUGGUACGAAGAACAAGAUCACCUCAAAACAACCGGUCUUUGGGGAAAGUUGUUGGAGAUUCUUUUAGAUCUCCGCUUCUUCUUCUUCCAAUACGGUGUUGUGUACCAGUUGGGCAUUUCCGGUGGAAACACGAGUAUAGCGGUUUAUUUACUGUCAUGGAUUUACAUGGUAGUGGCCGUCGGGAUUUACAUGAUCAUUGCGUACGCUCGGGACAAAUACGCUGUAAGAGACCACAUGUACUACCGACUCGUUCAACUUCUUGUCAUUUUGGUUUUAGUACUUGUGGUUGUUCUACUGCUGGAGUUCACUCCCUUCAAGUUCAUCGAUAUUGUAACAAGUCUCUUGGCCUUUGUUCCCACAGGGUGGGGAAUCAUUUUAAUAGCCCAAGUUCUUAGACCCUUUUUACAGUCUACAGUGGUUUGGGAGACGGUGGUAUCGGUUGCUCGGAUGUAUGAUUUGCUGUUUGGAGUUAUUGUCAUGAUGCCAAUGGCAUUGCUCUCUUGGUUACCUGGAUUUCAAGCAAUGCAAACUAGGAUCUUAUUUAAUGAAGCAUUCAGUAGAGGACUUCAGAUAUCGCGUAUUCUCACCGGCAAAAAAACCAACUGAGAAAUUCCUAAAGGGUACGAGAUGGAAUCGAAAACCAGCUUUAAUUCCACUGACCAAAGAGAAGAGUUUGUAUGUGUAUACUCAGAGGGCAUGAAAUGAGAUGAGAUGAGGAAGAGUGGCCUUAGAUCGAUUCGACUGACACAACAAGUAGUUUUGUUUCAAGUUUGUUUGUAAUUUUGUUGAACAAAGUUAGAUUUUGGUUUUUCAAUUCCCAUAGCCAUGAAUUGGGUAGUAAUUAGGAGUAACAUGAUUGGUAGUAGUAGUGGUAGAGAUCAGAGACUAGAGAGUAUGUUUUGGUGUUUACUUAGCUAUUUAUUCUCUGGUUUUGUACAUAUCAUCUCAGUUUCUUCAAUUAUUGUUAUUAUGUAAUCAUGUAAAUUGUAAUGUAAGGCAGCUUCAUUGCAAAAUUCAUCAAUUGGGAAUUGGGAGUUCCCUCAA
Cannabis sativa is the source of this 5932-nucleotide messenger RNA. RefSeq names its product callose synthase 11. The transcript has 3 exons. The record is from RefSeq and is a predicted model, not a curated record. Gene Ontology annotation, cellular component: plasma membrane; 1,3-beta-D-glucan synthase complex. The coding region runs from base 146 to 5494 and encodes 1782 amino acids. NCBI's taxonomy places the organism in Eukaryota, Viridiplantae, Streptophyta, Magnoliopsida, Rosales, Cannabaceae. Gene Ontology annotation, molecular function: 1,3-beta-D-glucan synthase activity. Gene Ontology annotation, biological process: (1->3)-beta-D-glucan biosynthetic process.